UUUGGAAAGCAAUAAAAAUUAAUUUUAAAAAUUUUUGAAGCCAGAAAAAGCCUAAACUACUUGAUAUUCUGUCGGUUCCCUUCGCUCUACUUGAAUGUUCCCUUCGCAUACCCCUAAACUUGAAAUUUACUCUAUCUUUUAUUUACCAACAAUUUCAAUUUUAAAAAUCUAUUUAACUUAAGAAAAAAAAUUAUUUUUUUUAAAUUUAAAUGAGUAAUAUAAGCACAACUACAAAACCUUCCCAGUUGGAUGCUCAACAUCAAAAUAAUAAUAAUAAUUUAACUUCUCCCUUAUCUCCUUCAUUAAUGUUUACACAAGGCAAUAAUAAUGGACAAUCUGUGAAAGCAAAUAUGUCUUCCGGCUCUUCACCCCUAGAAACGACGGCAACUUGUUCUACUGGUAAUAGUACCUUACAUAGUGGGUUUUUAUGUCAAAAUGCUUCGAAAAAAAUUAUUAAAUCAAAAAGUUUUGUGUUCCCUUCACCCUACUACGUGAUUGUUCCCUUCACCCUACUACGUGAGUGUUCCCUUCACCCUACUACGUGA
Meloidogyne enterolobii is the source of this 545-nucleotide messenger RNA. Lineage: Eukaryota; Metazoa; Nematoda; Chromadorea; Rhabditida; Meloidogynidae. The record is from the annotation of a GenBank genome assembly.